This is a messenger RNA of Phytomonas sp. EM1, 249 nucleotides long. NCBI's taxonomy places the organism in Eukaryota, Euglenozoa, Kinetoplastea, Trypanosomatida, Trypanosomatidae. The record is from the annotation of a GenBank genome assembly.
AUGAGCGUUUUCGGAUCAUCUUUGCGUUUUUCUAUUGUAUCUCAAAUUCAAAUGACUCGUGCUUUUUCGCCAUUCAAUGUGUCACUCAAUGUCAAUGUACAACUCGAUUUCCUAAAAAAAAAUAUGUAUCAUACACAAGGAGGUCAAUCAUCGAUCGAGGUGUUUUUCUUUCUAUCGGGGUUACAUGUUUCUCGUUCCCCUUUUGAAUAUUAUCUUUUACAAACCGUGCCCAAUACAGGCAGAAGCUAA